This is a messenger RNA of Cucumis sativus (cucumber), 1649 nucleotides long. Its product is annotated as RRP15-like protein. The transcript has 9 exons. The record is from RefSeq and is a predicted model, not a curated record. Gene Ontology annotation, biological process: maturation of LSU-rRNA; maturation of 5.8S rRNA. Bases 350 to 1312 code for a protein of 320 amino acids. Gene Ontology annotation, cellular component: preribosome, large subunit precursor. NCBI's taxonomy places the organism in Eukaryota, Viridiplantae, Streptophyta, Magnoliopsida, Cucurbitales, Cucurbitaceae.
UAAACCCUAUUUCUCGCUCAGUCAUUCUCUCCGUCUAUUACUGAACCCUCCCCCGCCUGCCGCACUCCCUCCGCUCUUCCUCCUACCGGACGGCGCACUAACAGCUGCCGCAGCCUCAGCCUCAGCCUUCCGGCGAAUUCGCUGUUGCCCCCCUCCAUCUUACACUCUCGCCUCUUCCAGCAAUCUGAGUUGCUUAUAUCUGUUUUUCAUUCUUCUUAGAAGCACACUGGUUCAGCCCCUUGUCAUCGCCGCCGUUGCUCAUUUUUCAGGUCUCCAAGGGGUUUCAAACAGGGGUUAAGAUCUUUUGGAAUAUUUGUUUCGGAUAAGCUUUGCAUUAGAAUCAGGUACUAUGACUGACGUCGGGAAUGCGGUAGAAUUGGUUAGAGGUGCAAAGAGGAGGAAAAAGAUGGGUUCCAGGAACAAUAAAAGGCCGAGGAUGAUGGGUGGAAGUGGAAACAAAGUUAAGAUUGAUAAGAAGAUGAAGAAACUCUUCCAAAAACGGGCGCGGGAGUAUAAUUCAGACGAUGACGAUGAUGAUGGUGAGAAGGCUCCAAGAGUUAAAAAGGAGAGCAAAAUUUUGGUGCGCAGUCAUGAGGAGGAGGUUGGAGAUGAAGAGUUUUCUGAGGGUGAAGAGGAAAGGAAGGAUGUGAAUGCAGAUGUCGAGCUGUCUGAAGAUGAUGAAAAUGGUGAAAUUCAACCUGGUAUAACAAAGUUUACAGAAGGUUGUAGAGCAUUCCGAGCUGCAUUCAUGAGUAUUCUCAAGAAGAACAUAUCUGAUGAAACUCUGGGUCCGAUAUUAUCAGCAAACAAGAAGCUUGUUGCUGAAAAGCUUGCAGAAGAGGAAGCUGAGCGGAAGGUUAAAGGAGAGGCCAGGAAAGCAAAACAACUGGUAGGAGAAAAAGGUCAUGUGAAACCGGCUACAUACCUGGAUUCUCACGAAAAAUUUCUUAUUGGUGUUGCUACAAAAGGAGUCGUCAAGUUGUUUAAUGCUGUGAACAAGGCACAACAUGCUCAGAAAGGGUUGAAUCCUUCGAGAACUAAAGAUGCUAAAGCUAUAAAUAAACGCAGAAAAGAAGCUUUCUUUUCUGAGUUGGGCAAGCCAACUUUGUCUGCAACAAACAGUAAUGCGAAGUUAAACACAUCAGGUGGUGCAGCGGACACUGAAGGCCCUGCCUGGGCUCCGUUACGCGACAAUUAUAUGUUGACCAAUUCCAAAUUAAAAGACUGGGAUAAGAUGCCAGAUAAUAUGAUGACAGCGGCAGAGGACAAUGGGAGGGUGUUGGAAGACAGUAGUUCAGAUGAAGAUGAUUGACUAGUCUAACACUACAAGUGAAUUGCCUAGUUUGUAGUAGCUUUCAAGUUGCCUAUAGUAUACUUAAAAAGCUAAGCUCGAUUUUGGCUUGUUAGCAAAUUCAGCACAUGUAUGUCUCAGCUAUAUGUUAUCCAGCAAAAAGAAAGAAUUUCCCCCCUAUUUUAUUAUCCAAUUUUUUAGUCUGUGCCAUCUGGUGAGAUUAAAUUGUAUAAAUGCCGCCCAUUUUGUAGGAUUUUUGAGCAAAUUGGUUUAAAGAUACAAAAUUUGGUCUACAUUUGUAUGGAUUGCACAAAUAGUUUGAAAGAAAUGUGUAUUUAACGUACCUAUCCAAUGCUUA